AUGUUCAACUCUGCUCACCCGAGCGAGCCUAGUACUUCAUCAACUGGCUCUCAGGCUCAUACCGCGAGCCAGACAGUCGGCAAACAAUCAUCAACUGAGCCUCGCAAAUUUCGGGAAGUCAUUAGCGAGUUCACUGCUCCCUUGAAACUGAGUUUAGUGCUCGAGAACAAGGGUAAUGUUGCUCGCGAUCAUCUUGCAUCAGAACGAACCUAUCUUGCCUAUGUUCGCACCAGUCUCGCAUGCGCAAGUGCAGGAGUAGCCCUUGUACAGCUGUUCACGCUUUCCAGUUCCACAAACGCAAAUACCACUCAAGAAGGGAUUGAUCCAGAGCGUUUUGCUCGACCACUUGGUGCCACGGUGGUGCUGUUGGGUUUGUUCAUCCUAGUUUAUGGCCUUGUUCGCUACUUCAUGACCCAGGCGGCCCUCGUGCGAGGUUUCUUCCCGGUUGCACGCAACUCCAUUGCUGCCAUGGCAUUUGCCCUUGGAGCCGUCGUUGCAAUCGUUUUUGGGGUGUUAGUUGCUGGAACUUGA
Molecule: messenger RNA, 531 nt
Organism: Suillus clintonianus
Lineage: Eukaryota; Fungi; Basidiomycota; Agaricomycetes; Boletales; Suillaceae
Exons: 3
Coding region: 1-531 (176 amino acids)
Source: RefSeq, a predicted model, not a curated record